Molecule: messenger RNA, 798 nt
Organism: Gadus morhua (Atlantic cod)
Lineage: Eukaryota; Metazoa; Chordata; Actinopteri; Gadiformes; Gadidae
Product: proline-rich proteoglycan 2-like
Exons: 1
Coding region: 1-798 (265 amino acids)
Source: RefSeq, a predicted model, not a curated record
AUGAACGUGGUCCAGGCCGGGCCCAAUCUCCCAGAGGCGGUCCCCCAGAGGCGGUCCCCCAGAGGCGGUCCCCCAGAGGCGGUCCCCCAGAGGCCGGUCCCUCAGAGGCGGUCCCCAAGAGGCGGUCCCCCAGAGGCGGUCCCCAAGAGGCGGUCCCCCAGAGGCGGGCCCCCAGAGGCGGUCCCCCAGAGGCGGUCCCCCAGAGGCCGGUCCCUCAGAGGCGGUCCCCCAGAGGCGGGCCCCCAGAGGCGGGCCCCCAGAGGCGGUCCCCCAGAGGCGGUCCCCCAGAGGCGGGCCCCCAGAGGCGGGCCCCCAGAGGCGGUCCCCCAGAGGCGGGCCCCCAGAGGCCGGUCCCCCAGAGAAGGGCCCCCAGAGGCCAGUCCCUCAGAGGCGGUCCCCCAGAGGCGGUCCUUCAGAGGCGGGCCCCCAGAGGCCGGUCCCUCAGAGGCGGGCCCCCAGAGGCGGUCCCCCAGAGGCCGGUCCCUCAGAGGCGGGCCCCCAGAGGCGGUCCCCCAGAGGCUGGUCCCUCAGAGGCGGGCCUUCAGAGGCGGUCCCCCAGAGGGUGGUCCCCAAGAGGCGGGCCCCCAGAGGCGGUCCCCCAGAGGGCGGUCCCCAAGAGGCGGGCCCCCAGAGGCCGGUCCUUCAGAGGCCGGUCCCCGAAAGGCGGUCCUUCAGAGGCGGUCCCCCAGAGGGCGGUCCCCCAGAGGCUGGUCCCUCAGAGGCCGGCCCCCCAGAGGGCGGUCCCCAAGAGGGCGGUCCUUCAGAGGCCGGUCCCCCAGAGGCGGGGCCCCCAGUUAA